AUCGCGGGAAGGCGGGGAGCGUUGCUGGGAGAAGUCACUAUGGUGACCGGAGGUCGAAGGAUUGUUGGUGACUGGUGCUAGCUCUGUGAGGGCAGUCUCCACAGCUUCCCUGGAACUUGAGUGAAUACAAUCAAGUACCAUUUUUUUGGUUUUGCUGGAAACUGGAGAUUAUGAGGCUGAAGAUCUCUCUAUUAAAAGAACCAAAACAUCAAGAAUUAGUAAGCUGUGUGGGCUGGACUACUGCUGAAGAACUGUAUUCAUGCAGUGAUGAUCACCAGAUAGUGAAGUGGAACUUGCUAACCAGUGAGACAAGCCAAAUAGUAAAGCUUCCUGAUGAUAUUUACCCAAUAGAUCUUCACUGGUUUCCAAAAAGUUUAGGCAUAAAGAAACAGACUCAAGCAGAAAGCUUUGUCCUCACAAGUUCUGAUGGUAAAUUUCAUCUGAUUUCCAAGUUAGGAAGAGUGGAAAAAAGUGUAGAAGCUCACUGUGGAGCGGUACUUUCAGGAAGAUGGAAUUAUGAAGGAACAGCAUUGGUUACAGUUGGAGAAGAUGGACAAAUAAAAAUCUGGUCAAAGACUGGGAUGCUAAGAUCAACUUUAGCACAGCAAGGAACACCGGUGUAUUCAGUAGCGUGGGGCCCUGAUUCAGAAAAGGUUCUUUACACAGCAGGCAAGCAGCUGAUCAUUAAACCUCUUCAACCAAGUGCUAAAGUUUUACAGUGGAAGGCUCAUGAUGGCAUCAUUUUAAAAGUAGAUUGGAACUCAGUUAAUGAUCUUAUUUUAUCUGCUGGUGAAGACUGUAAAUACAAGGUGUGGGAUAGUUAUGGCCGCCCGCUGUACAGUUCACAGCCUCAUGAGCAUCCAAUUACCUCAGUUGCCUGGGCUCCAGAUGGAGAAUUAUUUGCUGUUGGAUCGUUUCAUACUUUACGCUUGUGUGAUAAAACUGGGUGGUCAUAUGCUUUAGAAAAGCCCAACACAGGCAGUGUAUUUAACAUUGCGUGGUCAGUUGACGGUACUCAGAUCGCUGGAGCCUGCGGAAAUGGGCAUGUGGUUUUUGCACAUGUGGUGGAGCAGCGUUGGGAGUGGAAAAAUUUUCAAGUUACAUUAACUAAAAGAAGGACCAUGCAGGUUCGUAAUGUUCUUAAUGAUGCAGUGGAUUUACUGGAAUUCCGUGAUAGAGUCAUCAAAGCAUCUUUGAACUAUGCACACUUAGUUGUUUCUACGUCUCUUCAAUGUUAUGUGUUCUCUACGAAGAACUGGAACACACCACUUAUAUUUGAUCUCAAAGAAGGAACUGUUAGUCUCAUUCUACAGGCAGAAAGACAUUUUCUUCUUGUAGAUGGCGGCGGUAUCUAUUUAUAUUCUUAUGAAGGGCGCUUUAUUUCUUCUCCAAAAUUUCCUGGAAUGAGAACAGAUACUCUGAAUGCACAAACUGUGUCUCUGAGUAAUGAUACCAUAGCUAUAAAAGAUAAAGCUGAUGAAAAAAUAAUCUUCCUCUUUGAGGCAGCAACUGGAAAACCAUUAGGUGAUGGAAAGCUGCUUUCUCAUAAGAAUGAAAUCUUGGAAAUUGCUCUGGAUCAGAAAGGACUUACCAAUGAUAGAAAAAUUGCUUUCAUUGAUAAAAAUAGAGAUCUCUAUAUUACCUCAGUUAAACGGUUUGGGAAGGAAGAACAAAUUAUCAAACUUGGAACAAUGGUGCAUACGUUGGCAUGGAGCGAUGCGUGCAAUAUCCUUUGUGGACUUCAAGAUACUCGACUCACAGUAUGGUAUUACCCCAACACAGUUUAUGUGGACAGAGACAUUUUGCCCAAAACAUUAUAUGAAAGAGAUGCAAGUGAAUUCAGUAAAAACCCUCAUAUUGUGAGUUUUGUUGGAAAUCAGGUAACUAUAAGAAGAGCUGAUGGCUCACUGGUUCACAUCAGCAUAUCGCCAUAUCCCGCCAUACUCCAUGAAUAUGUAAGCAGUUCAAAAUGGGAAGAUGCUGUGAGACUUUGUCGCUUUGUUAAGGAACAAACCAUGUGGGCGUGCUUAGCUGCCAUGUCAGUUGCUAACAGAGAUAUGACUACUGCAGAGAUAGCCUACGCAGCAAUUGGUGAAAUUGACAAAGUUCAUUACAUCAAUUCUAUAAAAAAUCUUCCAUCUAAAGAAUCAAAAAUGGCCCACAUACUAAUGUUUAGUGGGAACAUACAGGAGGCUGAAAUAGUACUUCUUCAGGCUGGCCUUGUUUAUCAAGCAAUCCAGAUCAAUAUUAAUCUCUACAACUGGGAAAGGGCACUUGAAUUGGCUGUAAAAUAUAAAACACAUGUGGAUACAGUUCUUGCUUACCGUCAAAAGUUUUUGGAGACAUUUGGUAAACAGGAAACUAAUAAACGAUACUUGCAAUAUGCAGAAGGUCUCCAAAUAGAUUGGGAGAAAAUCAAAGCCAAAAUUGAGAUGGAAAUUACUAAAGAACGAGAGCGAUCAUCAAACAGCCAGUCCAACAAGGGUAUAGGUGUAAAGUACUAAAUGCCGUACUUACCUCUAAGAAGUUCUGUCUUUUGGAAUUAAUUCUGAUUAACCAAGGAUAAGCGUGUUUUGGUUGCUAAAGAAAAACGAAGAAUCUUUAAAUCAGUAUACGUCUUGCUGUACAUUUAAUACAAAAAGUAUGUUCAGAAAGAUUAAGCAUAAAAUGAUUGAUGUAAUUCCACCUUUUAUAUUUUUCUAGUCCAAUAAUUAGCAUAAUAUUCCGGUAUUUUUAUGAUGCACCUGCGUGGUGUUGCUUUUGUCCAUUAUUUUAUCCCUGACUCUUCAGUAUGAAUAACUUGUUAAUGCUGAUAAUAAAACACUGGACUUUUGAAAAAGUAUAUGUUAUGAUUAAUUUUUUUGACCUCUGAAUUGUGAAGUACUCCAGAAGUUUAUUUUACAACAAAAAUACAAGAGGAUGGACUUGUGAAAAUGUAUAACAAUUGGUAAAAAUGUUUAAAAUGCUCUUUUAACUUAAUUUCUAAUAGUGCAAUUUAUAAUUCAGUCUAAUAAACUAAAAACCAGGGAACAAAGCUCAAAAUUCACAAAUUUUGCUGUUUGGAGAUAAUCACACCAUAAGUGCAUGGGAACGGUGGUCAAACAUUGUUUUCACAGUUAUGUCAAUGCAAAAAGUAAAUGCUUGCCGUCAGUCUAUCACUAAGUCAAGUGAAAUAAAUUCAAAUGUUACUGUAGUAGUGUUUAAAAUACGUCACUUUUCCUGUCAGACUGAAUGUUGUAUUUACAUGUGCUCUUGUCUUACGCUGUAAAAAAUAUGUUAUAGGAGCUUCUCGGUUUAACACUAAUAAUUUUAUACAUUUCAGCAGUUUGAUAUAAUGCAGUGCCUUUGUAUGUAUUAUAAAUAUUUUGUAUAUUUCAUAAACAUAUCAGGUAGAGAAGAUCAUUUAUCCAGAAUGCCUGGGAGCUGGUCCUGUUACAGAUUAAUGAUAUUUCUGGAGUGUGAUAAUUCCCCACCUCAGAAAAAAUGUUUUAGCACAGAGGAUAUGGUAUGUAAUAUGGAAGAUAAGGUAUAUUAAGAAAUAAACAAGUUUUAAAGCAGACGUUUUAGAAAAUGGUUUAUUUUAGCAAAAAGAAUACCAUGGGUAUGAAUUGAAGCAUUAUCUUCAAUUAUCUGUCAUUUUGUACAUAUAGAUAACAUAUACCUUUCUGAAAAUGAAAUGUGUUCGAAAAAUCCUGUUUAUACAGAAACACCUCAAAUACAUUUUCCUUGU
Molecule: messenger RNA, 3730 nt
Organism: Trichechus manatus latirostris (Florida manatee)
Lineage: Eukaryota; Metazoa; Chordata; Mammalia; Sirenia; Trichechidae
Gene: IFT80
Product: intraflagellar transport 80
Exons: 20
Coding region: 171-2504 (777 amino acids)
Biological process (GO): cilium assembly
Cellular component (GO): centrosome; intraciliary transport particle B; cilium
Molecular function (GO): protein binding
Source: RefSeq, a predicted model, not a curated record